Nerophis lumbriciformis (worm pipefish) is the source of this 5900-nucleotide messenger RNA. It is a transcript of the gene plekhf2, whose product is annotated as pleckstrin homology domain containing, family F (with FYVE domain) member 2. Gene Ontology annotation, molecular function: metal ion binding; phosphatidylinositol binding. Lineage: Eukaryota; Metazoa; Chordata; Actinopteri; Syngnathiformes; Syngnathidae. Gene Ontology annotation, cellular component: early endosome. The record is from RefSeq and is a predicted model, not a curated record. Gene Ontology annotation, biological process: endosome to lysosome transport; endosome organization.
GCUCAGCUGCCAUGUUGUUUGUUUUCCCUCCUCUCCUCUCCGAUGCAGCGGCUGACUUUGUGGCCGCUCGCUGGUCGUCUUCAGCGGACACUUUCUGAUGACACGCACCGCUCCGUCCGAUGAUAUUCUCAUUGCUCGACCAACUCUUUUCAACCCCCCGCAGACACACACCGGCCUCACAAAGCGCCGCCUGGUGAGGUGAAGAUGGUGGAUCGGCUUGCCAACAGCGAGGCCAACUCCAAGCGCAUUGCGGUGGUGGAGAGCUGCUUCGGGGCGGCGGGCCAACCUCUGGCCAUCCCGGGCCGCGUGCUGAUCGGCGAAGGCGUGCUAACCAAACUGUGCCGCAAGAAGCCCAAAGCGCGGCAGUUCUUCCUCUUCAACGACAUCCUGGUGUACGGAAACAUCGUCAUCCAGAAGAAGAAGUACAACAAGCAGCACAUCAUCCCGCUGGAGAGCGUCACCAUCGACACCGUGCCCGACGAGGGCGACCUGCGCAACGGCUGGCUCAUCAAGACGCCCACCAAGUCCUUCGCCGUCUACGCCGCCACCGCCACGGAGAAGUCGGAGUGGAUGAACCACAUCGGCAAGUGCGUGGGCGAGCUGCUGCAGAAGAGCGGCAAAGCGCCCACCAGCGAGCACGCCGCCGUCUGGGUGCCCGACUCGGAGGCCACCGUGUGCAUGCGCUGCCAGAAGGUCAAGUUCACGCCCGUCAGCCGCCGCCACCACUGCAGGAAGUGCGGCUUCGUGGUGUGCGGCCCGUGCUCCGACAAGAAGUACCUCCUGCCCAGCCAGUCGUCCAAGCCCGUCCGCGUCUGCGAGUUCUGCUACAGGCAGCUGACGUCGGGCACGCGCUCGGACUCCUUCGCCCGGCCCUCGUCCAACUUUGACAUGUCCGACGACGACGACGAGGACGACAGCAGCGACUGAGUGGUGGCAUUUUGGACCAAAGCAUCACCACGCAACGCUGAGGUCCGGAUAAUAGACUCGCCCCUUUUGUCCUCUAGCUCCUCCCUCUUCUGUCCCCAGCCAAUCAUUUCUGCAGGGAAAACAGCUUUCUUUUCUAUUUCAAUUAGCUGCUCGUGACAAAUCAAGCCUGUGCCUCCACGCUCACCUCCGUGCCUUCUAGAACAUCAGCAGGUCUUCUUCUAGAACAUCAAAAAACUACAUUCGGUGCUUUGACGAGCACAUCCUGUGUCCUGCAGUUGCCACGGCAACCAUCUCUUGACUUCCACUGAGACACUAACGCUACGUCCAUUUGAGGGACAACGUUCCUCCGGUCUUAGCAGCGGACCAGGAGGACCAGGACACACGUCGAACAGAAGUGUCGGGACGGCUGCAGGAAACCGGACGUUUGCACACGAGGUAAAUCGCCACGUCUCUUUGCACUUCAGUAGCCGCCCGAUUCUUUUCUCCGCUUUAAACUUUAAAUCGUUGGGGUUUUAUCAGUGUUUUGAUGGCGCUAUCUGCAGACAGCUGUACACCCAGCAGUGGGUGAUGUGGUCAUUUCAAUUCACACAGCAUGUUGUGUAUCAAUACUGCUGCUUACAUGUGUCAACCUAGGAGUAUUCAACUAGCGGCUCGGGGGCUGAAUCCAACACCACAGCGGUCCCCCGGGUUCAGUUCAAAACUUGGGAGUACAAAUAUUUUUGCGGAAAAUUCCUAGACGUAAACACGUUUUACACGUUUAACAUUGGACACGGAUGCUAAUGUUUGUUAGCAAACUUGUGAUUUACAUAAUCGAGGCGUUCCUCAAGGCACCCCUUUAAGUCCUCUCCUUUUUUGGCAGUUACACCUUUUUCCGUAAUUUGACUGACUGUAGUUUGUUUACAUCAGAUGCGGUUCAACUUCUUGAGUUGUAGUGGUGGUGUUCCUCAGGGUUCAAUCUUAGGUCCUCUGUUUAUCAUCGUUUGGGCUUUUCAACUGUUCAAAAAAACAAUUUUUUGCAGCACAUUCUUAAAACCACUAGAGUGCUGUCAUAAAUAUGUUUGGGGAAGAUCCUAAAAAAAACAACCGAGCGCUCCUGUAACUGAGAAAACAAAUGGACCAAGAUCAAAUGUCCACUGUAGAGGACGCCGGUGACACAAAACAGGACUUAUAAGGGAGGAAAGGAUCAGUCCGGCCCUCGGCUCUCUGGAAAGGUGGCCCUUCAAACAAUUGAGUUGAAUAUCCCCGCGUUACAGUAUCAAAAAGAGGCAUUUUUUACGACUCUAUUAUGUUCACGUUCAAUCAAUGCAAGACCAAGAGCAGAACUCUUCCACAAGGUUUUGGACUAUUUGCCAAUGCGACCCAUGUUGGACCAGUUCUAGUUGUUCCACACCAAACCUACACGGACCUUCCUUUAGCACCAGCACCAGAAAACUGUCCAGACUGUGAUUCAGGGACGACUGUGAUUGGAUCGGAACUGUGUCCCAACACUUUUGUCCGUUUUUGCGUCUUUUACUUCUUCAAAAUGUCAACAUUUUUUUGGGUUCGAGAAUUACCGUCUAAAAAUUAGGAAGUGAGUUUUAUUUUCGGGACUGUGUGGUUUGUGCGAUCACACACACAAAUGUGUGUGUGUGUCAUGUGACAAGUUUCUCUUCCCAGCCGAGUUUAAAGUGUGAAAGGAGAAAAAAAGGGAUCUUUUUCUUGUUUUUUUUUGUCUUGUACGAUAGUUUGUUGUGUAAAAUGAAAGAGAAUGUCGCUAUAUAAUUAUUCCUAUUGUUUUUGUUUGUCGAGCAAUUGUGCAUCGAAGGAAUCUUUCACGCCAGUACAAUCGUUACACUGAACGCCAUAUGUCGUCAUCUAAUGCAGUACCACCUCAGAAAACACCAUCAUGGCCAACAAUAAUGCACAGUAGCAUAGUAGGCCAAAGUAUUCAUUAAAACAAGGUAUUUAGAGUGCGCCAGGGUAUAAAUUGACCCACUAAAUGUGAGAAGAAAAAAUAUUUCCAUAUAUUAGCCGCACCGGACUGACUAAGCCGCAGAUACAUACCUUGUAAAAUGAGAUAUUUACACAGAAAUAUUCUGUAAAUGUUUAUUUACAUACCUUGAUUGUUUCCAAACAGUGUCUGUAACACGGCAGUAAAACGGUUGAUCAAACAAAACAGAAGUCAUCGUCAUGGACCCACUAGCUGCGGAAGCUAGCUCUCUAAUCAGCGAAACAGACUAACUCUACAGUGAUGUUUUGGUGAAUUUACAAAACUGGAACAAUACAAAAAAAUAUAUAUUGUAAGUUAAUAAUACUAACACAGACACUUUAACUAAUGCUAACGACGCUAGCUUCAUUACAUUACGAUGAAAACACUCCUACAGACAUCACACAUGGGACGGUUUAGUAAGUAAGAAUUGUUUUAGUUACAUUGUAAAACUUACAGACGUUGCUUGGAGUGAUGAAUGAAGAAUCCAUACGAGUAGAAACGCUAUAGACGGCUAGAAGACCGAACGGCACGUCUACUUCCGGUUGAAAGCUAAGUCCAAAGACAACAACGCUGCAAUAACUUCAGUGAGCAAACUCGUCCAAAAGGUGGCGCCAUAGCACAGACAAUAACACACCUUCUCAGUGUAUUCGCUUGUGGGGGGUUUUAAAAACUUUUUGUGUUAUAAUCUGGAAUUUACGAUAAAAAAGAAAUUGGCCACUAACAGACAGUUUGAACAGUAACACUGUGUUUGUAGUGGUACGCCAAAUCAAUGAAAUAUUCAAACACAGUGUUACUGUUCAAACUGUCUGUUAGUGGCCAAUUUUGUUCAACUGUGGUGAUACGCCAAAUCAAACUGUGGUGGUACGCCAAAUCAAUGAAAGAUUCAGUUUGAUUUGGCGUACCACCACUGUUUGAAAAAAUUGGCCACUAACAGACAGUUUGAACAGUAACACUGUUUGAAUAUUUCAUUGAUUGGGCAUACCACUACAGUUUGAUUUGGUGUACCACCACAGUUUGAAAAAAUGUGGAAGAAAUUGGCCACUAACAGACAGUUUGAACAGUAACACUGUGUUUGUGGUGGUACGUCAAAUCAAUGAAAUAUUCAAACACAGUGUUACUGUUCAAACUGUCUGUUAGUGGCCAAUUUUUUCCACAGUUUGAAAAAAUUGGCCACUAAAAGACAGUUUGAACAGUAACACUGUGUUUGUGGUGGUACGCCAAAUCAAUGAAAUAUUCAAACACAGUGUUACUGUUCAAACUGUCUGUUAGUGGCCAAUUUUUUCAAACUGUGGUGGUACGCCAAAUCAAUGAAAUAUUCAGUUUGAUUUGGCGUACCGCCACAGUUUGAAAAAAUUGGCCACUAAAAGACAGUUUGAACAGUAACACUGUGUUUGAAUAUUUCAUUGAUUGGGCGUACCACCACAGUUUGAUUUGGUGUACCACCACAGUUUGAAAAAAUGUGGAAAAAUUUGGCCACUGACAGACAGUUUGAACAGUAACACUGUGUUUGUGGUGGUAUGCCAAAUCAAUGAAAUAGUCAAACACAGUGUUAAUGUUCAAACUGUCUGUUAGUGGCCAAUUUUUUCAAACUGUGGUGGUACGCCAAAUCAAUGAAAUAGUCAGUUUGAUUUGGCGUACCACCACAGUUUGAAAAAAUUGGCCACUAAAAAACAGUUUGAACAGUAACACUGUGUUUGUGGUGGUACGCCAAAUCAAUGAAAGAUUCAAACACAGUGUUACUGUUCAAACUGUCUGUUAGCGGCCAAUUUUUUCAAACUGUGGUGGUACGCCAAAUCAAUGAAAUAUUCAGUUUGAUUUGGCGUACCGCCACAGUUUGAAAAAAUUGGCCACUCAAAGACUAUUUGAACAGUAACACUGUGCUUGAAUAUUUCAUUGAUUGGGCGUACCACCACAGUUUGAAAAAAUGUGGAAAAAAUUGGCCACUAACAGACAGUUUGAACAGUAACACUGUGUUUGUGGUGGUACGCCAAAUCAAUGAAAUAUUCAGUUUGAUUUGGCGUACCACCACAGUUUGAAAAAAUUGGCCACUAACAGACAGUUUGAACAGUAACACUGUGUUUGAAUAUUUCAUUGAUUUGGCUUACCACCACAAACACAGUGUUACUGUUCAAACUGUUUUUUAGUGGUCAAUUUGUUCACUCUGUGGUGGUACGCCAAAUCAAACUGAAUAUUUCAUUGAUUUGGCGUACCACCACAGUUUGAAAAAAUUUGGAAAAAAUUGGCCACUAACAGACAGUUUGAACAGUAACACUGUGUUUGAAUAUUUCAUUGAUUUGGCUUACCACCACAAACAGUGUUACUGUUCAAACUGUUUUUUAGUGGUCAAUUUGUUCACUCUGUGGUGGUACGCCAAAUCAAACUGAAUAUUUCAUUGAUUUGGCGUACCACCACAGUUUGAAAAAAAUUGGCCACUAACAGUUUGAACGGUAAAACUGUGUUUGAAUAUUUCAUUGAUUUGGCGUACCACCACAGUUUGAAGAUCACUGAUCUGAUGCCAAGAAAAGCAACUAAAUCAUACAUUUGAUCGUUAAAUAAAUAAUAUUAAAUGAGAAAAUACAACACUAUAUUUAGUACAGUGAUUGUGCUCGCGUGAAAGAUUCCUUCAAUGCGUGUUUACAUGCGUUCUAGUUGGGAGGUCACAUGACGUCUAAUAGUGAGCGUGGCCUUAAAGGACGUAUGCUUGUGAGUCAAGUACAUUUAACGACGGCGUCAAAGUAGAGCUCUGUUUAUUAACACACUACCUGCGGGGUCCCUGAACGCAGCAUCAAUGAGAUCCGACUGAAAGGCCAUCGACAACACGAGCGGGUCAUUUCCUGGAAAGUUUCUUCCGUGUUGAAUCCGAUAGUUUGCUUAAAAAAAAAGGGCUUCAAUGAGAUUGUAAAACUGCAGCUUCAUUAACGGUUUGAUUGAUCAAUGUGUUGCUUCCAGCUGACAUGUUGUCUUCACAGAGUGAAGGCUAAAUAUAAAAAUAUGAAAUAUGCAA